Emiliania huxleyi CCMP1516 is the source of this 921-nucleotide messenger RNA. RefSeq lists its product as hypothetical. The record is from RefSeq and is a predicted model, not a curated record. Lineage: Eukaryota; Haptophyta; Isochrysidales; Noelaerhabdaceae. The transcript has 7 exons. Bases 1 to 921 code for a protein of 306 amino acids.
AUGCUCGUCUGCGAGGUCGUACACCUCGACCCAGAGAAGGACCUCGAGGCGAAGGGGUUCGACUCGGUCGCCGCGUCGGCGUCGGCGGGCGGGCUGCGCGCGCCCGAGUUCGUGCUGCACCGCACCGAGCGCGUCGUGCCGCGCUACGUGCUCGCGGUGGCGCAGUGCGGCAGGGGAGAGCCGGCCGAGCUCCGGCCCGCACUCGGCUGGGGCAGGGCUCGGCCACCGGGGGAGCUGCUCGCGCUGCUGCGGGGCCUCGCCUCGCGCAGCGGUGGCGUCGUCGCUUUGCGAGACUGCGCAGAGGCGCGCGCCUCCUGCUCCUCCUUCCUCAGCGGCCCCCCGAUCGAGGUCGUCCUCAAGCUAGCUUGCGUCCCGCUCGCCCUCCCGCUCGCCCUCGCGCUGUUGCUGCUUUGGCGCGUCCUGCCCGCGGCGGCGCGGCUGGCCGGAUCGGUGCUGUUCGCCGCCAGCCGCGCGGUGCACGCCGGCUGGGUGUCCGCCGUCGAGUGGGUCGCCACGCACUGCAAGCGCUGCGUCUACGCGCUGGCGCUCGGCGUGCACGCGAGCCACGCCGUGUGCGUCGGCGCCCGCGGCGCUUGCCGCGGCGCCGUGGCGCUCGACGCGCUGGUUACCGAGGCCGUCUGGCUCCCCCUCGAGGCUUGCGCGCGGCUCGCGUCGCACUUGCUCGGAGGGUGCGCGGCGGCGACGCAGCGCGCGUUCGCCUCUGCGGGCGACGCGCUGCUACGGCUCGUCGCGGCUUGCUGCCGUUUGCUCGGCCACGCGAUUUCCGCGUUCUGCUCCGCGCUGAGCAUGAUUUUCGACGCGGCGGCGCCGCUCGUCUCCGCUUUUGUGAGCGCGGUCUCCUUUCGCAUGCGCCACGUCGCCGCGGCGCUCUCGCCGGCUAAGCGACCGUGUAGAACGUAA